AUGGCAGAGGCAGGUUUACCAUCAGGAUGGGAAGUUCGCACAUCGAAGUCCAAGAACAUUCCCUACUAUUUCAAUGAAGCCCAAACCAUAUCAAGUUGGGAACCUCCAGCAGGCACAGAUACCGACAAGUUGAAGGAAUAUAUGGCCGAGAACUACAGUGCAUCAGAGAUUGCCGAUAGUGCCAAUGGUUAUGAGGAGAACCAGGGAAAGAUCAGAGCUAGUCAUUUACUGGUUAAGCACAAAGAUAGUAGGAGGCCGAGCAGUUGGCGUGAGGCUGAGAUUACUCGCACAAAGGAAGAAGCGCUGAGUAUAAUUCUUCGACAUGAAGCUCAUAUCCGUUCUGGUUCAUCAUCCUUGGGUGAACUUGCCUCUAAGGAAUCCGAUUGUAGUUCUGCUCGCAAGAAGGGAGAUCUUGGUUUCUUCGGCAGAGGGGACAUGCAAAAAGAGUUUGAGGAUGCAGCUUUUGACUUGAAACCAGGUCAGAUUAGUCGUGUGGUUGAGACUGCUUCUGGUUUGCAUUUGAUUGAGAGAAUUGCAUAA
Messenger RNA from Sclerotinia borealis F-4128, 540 nucleotides. The record is from the annotation of a GenBank genome assembly. NCBI's taxonomy places the organism in Eukaryota, Fungi, Ascomycota, Leotiomycetes, Helotiales, Sclerotiniaceae.